Rubroshorea leprosula is the source of this 861-nucleotide messenger RNA. NCBI's taxonomy places the organism in Eukaryota, Viridiplantae, Streptophyta, Magnoliopsida, Malvales, Dipterocarpaceae. The record is from the annotation of a GenBank genome assembly.
AAUAGAAAUUAAGAUACAACACUCAAAUCCCUUCCGUUCCUUUCCUCAAAACAACACAAACUUGCUAGAGAAAGAAAUGGCCAAGAGCAAGGUACUUGUCGUCGGGGGAACUGGGUAUAUUGGUCGGAGGAUAGUGAAGGCGAGUUUAGCUCAGGGGCACGAGACCUAUGUCCUCCAGCGGCCAGAGAUAGGGCUUGACAUCGAGAAGCUGCAGAUGCUGCUGUCAUUCAAAAAGGAAGGGGCUCUACUGGUUGAAGGCUCCUUCAACCAUCACAAGAGCUUGGUGGAGGCAGUCCGAAAGGUGGAUGUGGUCAUCUGCACCAUGUCGGGAGUGCAUUUUCGAAGCCACAACAUCCUCUUGCAGCUCAAGCUAGUGGAUGCGAUUAAAGAAGCAGGAAAUGUAAAGAAAUGGGAGAAGCUAACGGGGAAGGAACUGGAGAAGAUCAGCAUUUCUGACACAGACUUUCUGGCUUCCAUGGAAGGUUUGGCCCUUGCAGAGCAGGUGGGGGUAGGGCAUUUCUAUCACUUCUUUUAUGAAGGUUGCUUGACGAAUUUUGAAAUAGGAGAAGGAGCUGAAGAAGCGUCUAAGCUCUAUCCGGAGGUGCAGUACACCCGCAUGGAAGAUUUCUUGAAACUUUAUGCAUAACCACUUGGAUAUAAUCAAGCUUCUCCAUUUCAGCUCUUGUUUGCCUUUGGUUGUAUUAUGCUGAUUUACAUGUGUUUGUGCUCUCUGGUUGAGCGCAUACCACUUCAAUAAAUAAAAUUAUAUAUCUAUUUGUAUUUGUGUGUGUGUGGUAGUGGUGUAAUGGUUGGGUGAAGUCAAAAUCUUACAUCGAAAGUAAAUCAAGGAAUAACCUUGCA